Messenger RNA from Coccidioides posadasii C735 delta SOWgp, 717 nucleotides. RefSeq names its product orotate phosphoribosyltransferase (gene URA5). The record is from RefSeq and is a predicted model, not a curated record. Gene Ontology annotation, cellular component: cytoplasm. Gene Ontology annotation, molecular function: orotate phosphoribosyltransferase activity. NCBI's taxonomy places the organism in Eukaryota, Fungi, Ascomycota, Eurotiomycetes, Onygenales, Onygenaceae. Gene Ontology annotation, biological process: pyrimidine ribonucleoside biosynthetic process; pyrimidine nucleotide biosynthetic process; 'de novo' pyrimidine nucleobase biosynthetic process.
AUGAGCGCCUCUCCCGACUACAAAACCAACCUCCUCUCCCAUCUGAUCUCCAACAAAGUCCUCUCCUUCGGCUCCUACACCCUCAAAUCCGGCCGCAACUCCCCCUACUUCUUCACCACCACCCUCCUGCACACUGCGCCUCUCCUACACGCAACCGCAUCCGCCUGUGCCAGUGUCCUCUCCUCCCCUCCGUUCGUAACCACCUCUACCCCCGAUGGCACCCCGCGCCCAAACUUCGACAUCAUCUUUGGCCCCGCUUACAAGGGCAUCCCGCUCUGCACCGCCGUCCUGAACGAGCUGGGCGUCCGCGACACAACCGGCGCAUGGAACAACAUCAGCUACUCGUUCAACCGGAAAGAAGCCAAGGCUCACGGCGAAGGUGGGAACAUAGUCGGUGCCCCCCUGAAGGGAAAGAAAAUCGUCAUAAUUGACGAUGUCAUCACAGCCGGCACAGCACUGAGAGAGGCCGUCGGCAUCAUUGAGAAGGAAGGUGGCACAGUUGUGGGCGUCUUGGUGCUCUUGGACAGAGAAGAGCGGGUGAACGACAACGAGAAAAAAAGCGCUGUUGGUUGCGCUCAGAGGGACCUGGGAGAAAAUGUGCCUGUGAAAGCGGUGCUGAGUUUAAGUGAUAUUAUCGAAAAGCUUGGAAAUGACAUUGGCGAGGAGAAUCUAAAACGGUUGAAGGAGUAUCGGGCGCAAUACGGCGCUGAAGAAUGA